This is a messenger RNA of Bactrocera tryoni, 364 nucleotides long. RefSeq names its product small integral membrane protein 4 (gene sloth1). The record is from RefSeq and is a predicted model, not a curated record. Bases 95 to 346 code for a protein of 83 amino acids. The transcript has 3 exons. NCBI's taxonomy places the organism in Eukaryota, Metazoa, Arthropoda, Insecta, Diptera, Tephritidae.
GUUUAUGCUUAGCAGUGAGAAUUGAUAUAUUCCAUCCAAAUUAUUCAGUUCCAACUAAAUGAUAAAUAAAUAUUAAUAACAUGUUGAAUUAAACAUGCCUUUUUACAGUAACAGCAUUAGACGUAUUUUGGACAAGUGGCCUGGCAAGCAGCGUUUAGGCAUCUAUAGAUUUUUGCCAUUAUUUUUUGUUCUCGGUGCUGCUUUAGAAUUUUCAAUGAUCAACUGGACAGUUGGAGAAACUAACUUUUAUCACACAUUUAAAAAACGCCAAGCUAAAAAUUUUGUCGAAGAAAAAUUGCAAAUAACACAAGGACAAGUUCAAACACCAACUAAAGAAGUAGCAUAAUUGUACACGAUCGUUGUU